CCCGUAAAUACAUACAUACGUUAUUGUCAUCAAAGUGAGGUCGAUUAACUAAAACAAUGCCACGGCUUCCAAAAAUGUAAUGCACGUCGCGGCAUUAAAGGGUAUAUUGAGAGUGCACAAGUGUUUAUAUGUCACAGUCAGAAGUGACCUAGUUUACAAAUGAAUUUUCGCUUCUGAAUUUUCUUUGGCUAUGACCCUGUAGUGAGUGUUCUUGAAGUCGGUGGUCUCCGUGAGACAGUAGCGAUACUGUCUCGAAAGUGAGUUCAUGGCUGUUUAUAGAAUGCGGAAGAAAGUAAACGAUACCGUUUAAUCUGUUUAGAACGAGAAUUUUUAUGAAAUAUGAGUGUCAUUGUGUUUUCUGCGAAUGAAACAAUUAGGUUACGUUGACAAGAAACACGGUCCUUUACAAGUACUAAACAGCAUAAUAGCAUUUUGUAUGUCUAUGUUCAUUGAGAAACAGCAAUAGAUCAAGAUGAAAUAUGAUUGUUCGAACACUCAUAUAAUGACAUUAAAUAACCACUACACAGUCCUAAUGAAUUAUCUCUUACAAAUUGGAUUUUACAAAUUUGUACAUACAAGGAGUGCAUGAAGCAAUUUGCUUACAUUUACAAAAUGCCGCACAUAACACGAAAAUGGGAACUUUUCCCAGGUAGAAAUCGAUUUUGCUGUGAUGGCAGAGUAAUGAUGGCACCACAAACUGGAGUAUUUUAUGUGACUGUGUGCCUCAUUGCUGGAACAAGUGGAUUAUUUUUUGCUUUUGAUUGUCCAUUCUUAGCAGUUCAUAUAACACCUGCUAUACCAGUUAUUGGUGGUCUGUUAUUUAUUUUUGUAAUGUCUGCUUUGUUUAGAACAAGCUUUAGUGAUCCUGGAGUUAUUCCAAGAGCAACACUCGAUGAAGCUGCUUAUAUUGAAAAACAAAUUGAGGUACCAAACAAUGGUAAUUCUAAAAUGUACAGACCACCACCUCGAACAAAAGAGGUAUUAGUCAAAGGGCAACCAGUAAAGUUGAAAUAUUGUUUUACUUGUAAAAUAUUCAGACCACCAAGAGCUUCACAUUGCAGCUUAUGUGACAAUUGUGUAGAGAGGUUUGAUCAUCAUUGUCCGUGGGUGGGGAAUUGUGUUGGCAGAAGAAAUUACAGAUAUUUUUAUGCCUUUAUUGUGUCCUUGGCAUUUCUUUGUGUUUUUAUAUUUGUAUGUGCUGUUACACAUUUAGUAAUGCUCACAAAAGACGUUAGACCAUUUUUAGAUGCAGUAAGGAUAUCUCCUGGAAGUGUUGUUGUAGCAGUUAUAUGUUUUUUCUCUGUAUGGAGUAUUCUCGGUCUCGCUGGUUUUCAUACAUAUUUAACUACUAGCAAUCAGACAACUAACGAGGAUAUAAAGGGGUCAUUUUCAAUUAAAACAGGACAAGAAAGUUUUAAUUUAUAUAGCCAAGGAAAUAUAUGUGGAAAUUGUUUCUAUGUAUUAUGUGGACCAGCACCACCUAGUUUAAUUGAUCGAAGAGGUAUAGUAACUCCCGAAUAUCGUGCAGAGCAAGAAAGAGUUGGUGGUGACAGUGUAAUUACUAAUAAUAAAACAUAUGGUACAGUGAAAAUCGUACAGCCACAGUCUAAUGGUACAACUGUUCAAACAAAUCCCAGCCCAGAUCUCACAGGUUCCAUGAACAAUCUCGUUUCUGGUCAGCAUUCACCACAAAUUGAAUCGAUAAACGGUAGUACUACAAACAGCGUGAGUCAACUUGUUACCAAUGAAGUACCACUAGCAUCACUUAAUAUAGCUCCAAUUGAUAUCGAUGAAAUCGCUCCGCUGCCAUCCCGUCAAAGUGUUGUGGUUUCAUCCACGUUAGAUACGUCCUCUAUACCUUCGGUAACUGUAACAACACCUUUGUCUGCAUCUAGACUUAGAUUGUUACAAGAUACUACCAUGAUAGAGUCUGCUUUAGACUUAGAUUCGCUGGAAGACGCAAGCGUUGGUAGAGGCAGUCAAGCAGGACUUAUAAAAAUGGGAGCAGUAUAAAUAACUGAAUCUAUUUUAUCUAGUUAGAUUUUAUCUAGUUAGAUUAUAGAUUAAGUUUUUAUCUAGUUUGAUCAUAGACUUUCAAAGUUUUCGACGCUUAUCGAAGAAUAGUGCAGAUCGAACUUUAUCUUUUUCAUAUUGUACCUGUACGUGUAUGUACCAUCUUCCAAAUUGAAUAAUUACUGUAUAUCUUACAAUAUGUACAUGCACAAAACCUGUGCAAGAGUAAAAAAGUAAAAUUAUUAUUUGGUUUAUGACGAAUUUUAAUUAAUUUAAUAAAGGAAUAGCUUGCUGAUGUAAUAUGUCUUUGUUUUUGAUCUGCACUAUUUAUUCAUUACAUUUAGCAUCGUUAACUUCAUUCCAGCCAUUUACAUCUUUCUUUUUUCAUUAUAUGAAAUUAGUAAAUGAAAAUAUUCCCUACCUACAAUAUACGUAUAUCUAUAUAUAAAAUGUGGUGAUUUAACAUAUUAUGAUACUCUUACUGUUAUAGACAAGCAGAUGAUAUGUGAGUUAAGGAAAAUGUACUGCUUAAUCAUGUCUUAACAUAAAUUUAUAUCUAUUUUUUUGUUAAUAUAAACUUCAACUUCUUAUUUUUGUCAUGCACUGUAUUGGAGUAACAAAUUACAUUUUUAACUGCAGUAAUAUGUACAUUUCGAAAUCUUCAUCAAAUAAAAAUUUAUCAUUAAAUAUUGAAUUGAAAGCACUGAGAAAAAGUGUGGUAGUUAAUAUGUGUGCAAAUUAUAUUAUUAGAAAAUGUUUAUAUGCAUUUAAGCGAAUACUACUAAAAAUCAGAAAAACUACAAUUCUUAAAAAUUGUAAUCUUAAUUUUAUUACAAACUAACUGCUACUAAAAGUAUGAAGUAUUAUUUAAUCUUACUUUUUUACAUUGGUAAACUUUUUCAUAAUUAUCCCUUUUAUUCAAUUUGCUAUGUACAGUGUAAAGAGAAUUUUGUAAAUAUAGGAAUUUUCAUAUAUAUUAGCAUAGUUUUGCAAGCAUUUGAACAAUUUAUUAUAAAGCAAAGUGAAUUGUACCAAGCAUUUUCAAAAUAGGAAUAUCACUGCCUCAUUUAUAAAUAAUUUAUGCGUCGCCAUUGCAUGUCAUUAUUUAAUUUGAUGUAAUCAGAAAAUAGAAAUUAUUUAUACAAUGAAUUAAUGAAAAAAGAAACGAUUUUACUAGUUGUCAUUUUAUCUUAUAUUGAUUGCCAUUAUAUUGAUUUUGAGAGUAUCUUUUUUGUACAUAUGUGCGUGUAUAAUAUCAUAUGUAUAUACUGUGUAGAUGUUAUUAUGAUAAGAUAAUGUACUAUAAGUUAAAAAUAUACCAAUAUGUUAUAUCAUAUUAAA
Bombus pyrosoma is the source of this 3354-nucleotide messenger RNA. RefSeq names its product palmitoyltransferase app (gene app). Gene Ontology annotation, molecular function: protein-cysteine S-palmitoyltransferase activity. The record is from RefSeq and is a predicted model, not a curated record. Gene Ontology annotation, cellular component: endoplasmic reticulum; Golgi apparatus. Lineage: Eukaryota; Metazoa; Arthropoda; Insecta; Hymenoptera; Apidae. Bases 586 to 2013 code for a protein of 475 amino acids. The transcript is spliced from 10 exons. Gene Ontology annotation, biological process: protein targeting to membrane; peptidyl-L-cysteine S-palmitoylation.